Molecule: messenger RNA, 1118 nt
Organism: Ceratosolen solmsi marchali
Lineage: Eukaryota; Metazoa; Arthropoda; Insecta; Hymenoptera; Agaonidae
Exons: 7
Coding region: 112-1095 (327 amino acids)
Cellular component (GO): SAGA complex
Molecular function (GO): transcription coactivator activity; protein heterodimerization activity
Source: RefSeq, a predicted model, not a curated record
AAGUAUAAAUAAAUGUCAAUGAAUUUAUAAAAAUGUGAAUCGACAAUAUAAUUAUACGUGCUGCCUUGGCAUAUGGGAGUCGAAUGUUUGUGUGAGUGAAAAUUAGGAAAAAUGAAAUCAAGCAAAAGCUCUACUACUGGUGGAUUAUGGGGUGAACUUCCAGUGAGAGAGACUCAUAAGCAAGAAGUUAUUACCCCGGACAUUAUAGAAAAUAUUUGGAGACAAGUUGUGGAUGAAUCUAACAAUUCUGAUUGCGAUUACCAAAUGCACAGACAAUCAGAAUACAUACAAAUGCCUCUGGGAAAUCUGCAGGUUUUAAAUACUGUGAAUUUACGUCAACAAUUGAGAGCGAUGGAGGAUGGAACUAUCUUAAGAAACAUAACUGUAAUCGAAGAUGAAGCUCAGGAAGAGCUAUCCAAAAAUUCGUAUAGCUUUACAUUGCCUAACAAGCCAAACAGGAAGAAAUUUAAAAAUCAUGUCAACAUCUCUCACUUGAAGCCAGCUACCGUUCAAGGAUUAUUAAAGCACGCCGUUGUCAUUCUUUUGGCUCAUAUUGGAUACGACAAAGCAUCGGAUUACGCCAUCGCCACCCUUACAGAUGUCGCGGAUCAUUUUUUAAAGCGGAUGGGUCUUUUAUUGAAAGUGGCGUCGGAAGAAAGAAAUUACGGUUUCCCGGAUGCCCUUGAAAAAGUUCUUGUCGAGGCUAACGUAGGAGGAAUCUUAGGAUUACAUAAUUAUUAUCAAGAGUAUAUUCUCAAACAUGAGAAAAAUGUGAAGCAAAGAGUAGAAAUAAAAAUGGAUCAACAGAGGCAGCUCGAAUUAAAUAUUUGCAAUGCAAAAAUGGAGCUGGACGAAGCUACCAGUAAUCUUCAAUUUGACGAACUUGGGGAAUUUGGCAAUGUAUAUAGAGAAGUACCGACGCUUCAAUUGCUCGACCCAGAAAUGGGUUUUCCACCAAGUUUAGAUGCUGGAUUUCAAAUGCUACACAGUCUUGAACAAGACGAAUUGAACAGCUUAGAAGUGGAGGAAGAGGAGGUAAAUGUGAGCGACUCGCCGAGUACAACGCAUCAAAGAUCAGAUUUUAUGAAGAAAUAGAAAGACUGGAUUAUGUAUUAAUU